Messenger RNA from Pararge aegeria (speckled wood butterfly), 1474 nucleotides. RefSeq names its product tRNA (adenine(37)-N6)-methyltransferase. The transcript is spliced from 6 exons. NCBI's taxonomy places the organism in Eukaryota, Metazoa, Arthropoda, Insecta, Lepidoptera, Nymphalidae. Bases 86 to 1372 code for a protein of 428 amino acids. The record is from RefSeq and is a predicted model, not a curated record.
UUGAAUUUAUUUAUAUAGUAAACUUGUUUUUCAAUGUUAAGACCAAGAUCUCCUGAAUCGAACGCACUAAAAUAUUUGAUAAACUAUGUCAGAAAACAUAGAAUUUUAUCAACACCAGAUAGCACUGGCCAGAACAGAAAUAAAAAACCUAAGGCAGCGUAUAUCAUCGCUAAAACAUGAACACCAGAAAGAAAUCAAUGAGAUUAAGUCUACACUGAGUUCUCUACGCUGUGCUAACUGUAAAGCUGAAGCAACAUCAUUAGCAUCCACACACAACAAUGUACAAGCUUCAGUAUCACAGAGUUAUGAAAUUACAUACAAACCUAUAGGUUAUAUUGAGACAGCGUUCAGUAAUAAAAGGGGUGUGCCAAGACAGUCCUCAGUAUUAACAACAGCAAGAGGAGUUGUUGUUAUAGAUUCUAGUGUGUUUAAUAAUCCUGAACAUGCUUUGUGUGGUUUGGCAGAAUUUUCUCACAUGUGGAUAAUUUUCCAUUUCCACAUGACAGAAAGUUCGAAUGCGCCGGCGAAAGUGUCGCCGCCAAGAUUAGAAGGUGAAAAACGCGGGGUAUUCUCGACCAGAUCGCCGCACAGGCCGUGCCCUAUAGGACUGUCUCUGGUUAAACUGCAUAGUAUUGAUGGAAAUAAAAUAUAUUUCAACGGGGUGGACAUGGUCAAUGGUACUCCAGUUCUCGACAUAAAGCCCUACAUACCACAGUAUGACUAUCCGCCGGCUUAUGCGACACCCGUGACGUCAGUGCGACCGCCCACUGAGGGCAUCAGUGACACAGCCGAAACUAUGGGCAGUUUGCAAAUUGCCGACGAAAGUUUAAGUCCAUGUUCAGUACAGCUGGGAAUAGACACAACUAGUCAGUUAUCUCGAUCAACCGUGGUAGAUGUUUCAAUACCCCAGAAUCUGCUCACGCCUAUAUCGCCAUCUCCAGAAUCGCCGACGAGCGAGGAUCUUUUAGAUGGGCCAAUCACGUCUCCAAUGCGAAGGGUUGAAAACGAACGCGGAGCUCCAGAUGGGCAAGAAAGAUUCACUCCUCCACAAUCAGCUUUGAAUCUCAAUCAGGAUGGAAUUCGUGUUGCCUCCUGGGUUACAAAUCCACCUUCAAGGACAUAUCAAGUAACAUUCACAAACGAUGCUAACGAAAGACUUUAUGAAUUAAUUGGCGAUAGAUCUCAAUCGUUCAAGGCAAAUAUACAAGGUCUUUUAUCGGAAGACCCAAGAUCUGUUUAUGUGAGAACCAGAUAUCCAGACCACGAGUACAGUUGUGUACUAGAAGAUCUCUCUAUUAGUUGUGUUUUUGAUGAAAAUGCGUGUCUUUGUACAAUUAUUGCAGUUAGAAGUGCCGAGGACUUACAAAAUUGAUAUUCGCCUAGAUAAAGAUAAGUUUUACUAUGUGCUUGACUGCCUUAAUAAUUUAUUUUUGCUUCAAAAUUGGAUUUUAUUAUUACAACUAAAUUGUUUGAA